Daphnia pulex (common water flea) is the source of this 3139-nucleotide messenger RNA. Its product is annotated as 5'-nucleotidase-like. The coding region runs from base 292 to 2727 and encodes 811 amino acids. The transcript has 11 exons. Gene Ontology annotation, biological process: AMP catabolic process. NCBI's taxonomy places the organism in Eukaryota, Metazoa, Arthropoda, Branchiopoda, Diplostraca, Daphniidae. Gene Ontology annotation, cellular component: plasma membrane. Gene Ontology annotation, molecular function: 5'-nucleotidase activity. The record is from RefSeq and is a predicted model, not a curated record.
AUGCGAGAAUUGAUAGAGCAGACGUGUGUGUACAGAUAACAUGUGCGCUAUGAAAUGUGUCACCAGGCAAAGGGCGAACUGGGCCAACCAGAUCUGCUAUCGCUUUCGUUCCUUCCGUCUCCUGUAACACUCAGGUAACGCAGUCAAUCCACGGCACCGGUGGAGUCAAGUCACUUCGGAUUGCAGCUUCUCGUCACGAGCAAAUUCAGUUUUUAAUAGUCAGAAAAGGAUUGGCGUAUUGUACUAUUUACCAGCUUGCGUGGCUAAGACAGGAAAACAAUUGUGGCUGAAAUGGCACAAUGGUGGGGGAUUGCGUUAGCCAUUUUGAUGCUGCAUGCUCCGUUACAUACCUCAGCGGAUUGGACUUUAGUUGUGACGCACUCGAAUGAUUUGUGGUACCAACUGGAUGAGAUCCAGGGAGACAAUACUCCUUGCUACGAGGAUCUGCCGCCACUUACGACACAACCACCCACAACAACCACAACAGUCCCGCCAGAAAUUACCACCACCACUACGGCAACAACUACCCCUACCACUACUACUACCGCUACUACCACUACACCUACCACUACACCUACCACACCUACCACUACAACUGAAACAACUACAACGACAGUUCCUACACAAGGGCCAACCCCUACACAAGGGCCAACCCCUACGGAACCGCCCACAGCAAAAUCAAGAACUGGAAAACUGGCAUCAUUGAAAGAACAAGCAUUUGAAGCGAAACAAAAAAGAAAUGCAAGAUCAAUUUCAGAACCUGUUACAUCAUCAAGACUAACGAAAGCGACACGCUCGAAUGUUCGGGAACUCCGUCAAUCUCCACUAACAACUAAUUCACACAAUAAUAGUCUUCCCCAAAUCAACUCUACCACCUCGUACUUUGCCAACUCAACUAUUCCAUCAAAUGCUGAUCAGGUCAAUUUCACUACAGUCCCUACUCUUUCCCCCGGCGGAAACGAAACUUCUACUUUAACAUCUAGCACUGUCUUAAGCACUACCACCUCAAAGCCAAACUUCGAAAGUCCAAAAGCGUCCCGGCAAUGCUACGGCGGAGUUCCUCGACACCUGACAAAAGUCACAGAGCUGAAGACGGAGAGCGAAUCGAACGGCAAAGUUUUCUUGCACUUGAACGCCGGUGGAAUGUUGGGUGGUUACAUCUGGUACCCAAUCCUCGGAGCAGGCCCGGCAGUCGAGUCCAUAAAAACGCUCAACUAUAAUGCGGUGGCACUGGGCUAUCGCGACUUCGAAGAUGGCGUACCUGAAACCGUGAAAUAUCUCCAGGCGUUGAAGGACGCCGGUGUCACGGUGCUCUGCGCCAACAUGGACAUUUCCGGUGAACCCUCGAUGCGUGAUUUGUACAAGAAAUCCAUGGUAAUCAACAUAGAUGGUGUCAGGAAAAUUGGAAUUAUCGGCUACAUUGGGCAGGAUGCAGACUAUAUGGCGGACACGGGAAAAAUCAAAUUUACAGAUCCAGUUGCCGCUAUUGAAGCUGAGAUCACAUCGCUGUAUAAUCAAAAGGUUUAUUUCGUCAUUGCGCUGGGUAGCGCCGGAUUUGAAAAUGCCAAACUUUGGAUGGACAGAGCCUAUAGCGUCGAUUUGUUCGUUAAUGGUGGCAGCAAUACUUUCCUAUAUAACGACGCUGCUGUUGGGCCUCUUAAUGAGAAUAUUGCAGGGCGGUACCCAAUUGAGAGCUACAGCCAAGGCUCGAAAAGACUAUUCGUUCAGACAUCACGUUAUGGCAAAUAUUUGGGUAAAAUCGAAAUGAAUAUCAACGACGAGGGUAGAAUCAACAGCUAUGUGGCAACUAAUCCAUUUCUUUUGGAUUCAAGCGUGACAAAAAAUCCUGAUCUGCAGUACAAGGUUGAUCAGUGGGAACGAGAAGUAUUGACCCAGGCGAAUGAGAUCAUCGGUUAUACUAAAAUCCCAAUUAUUAGCGAUCGGAAAAUUUGCUGGUACACCGAGUGCACCGGUGGAGCUUUGAUGGCCGAUGCGGCUCGCGCUUUUUUGGAAAAGAACACGACUGCUGGCAAUGGAUGGUCCGAAACAGUGGCCGCAACUGUCUGGCAUGGAGGAGCGCUAUCAGAUACCGAUCUUGACAUCGGUGCAGGUCCCAUCACAUUCGGAGACAUUUUGACUAUGUUCCCCUACGCCAAUGUUGUUGUGAGAGCAUUGAUGUAUGGUCAGCAAAUCAUCACACUGUUUGAAGAAUCGGUCAGUUACUAUAACGACACGACUACACCCAACCGCGGCGAGUUUCUUCACGUGUCCGGCAUGCGAGUCGAGUACGAUCUAUCAAAACCCAGCGGUUCGCGUGUGGCCAGUAUCUACAUCCGCGAUACGAACAACCCGCAAGGAGGGAUGGCUCCAAUUGUAAACAACCAAGUUUACAGAAUUGGUAUGCCCUCGUUUAUCGCCAACGGUGGCAGCAGAUUUUCGUCCAUGGAAGAUUUUGCUUUGAAAAACAGCACUGGCGUUCGCGAUGAAAUUUUUCUCCGAGAGUACAUAAAAAAAUUAACACCACUGACUUACGGAAACGAAGGGAGAGUGAAAUUUAUCUCAAACACUGACAACCCAACGGUUUGCCCGAAUACGAACGUCACUGGAACAGUAUUUUUGACUAUCUUCUUGACGCUGCUCUUCUCUGGUAUGGCUUUUGCCGCUUACAAAUUUUUAUGGCCAAAACUGCGAGACAGAAGAGGAUCCCUCUUAUCGUUGGUUCGGUAGGCUGUGUGAGAAUGUGUGGCUAACAAAUCGGUCGCGGGUUUUUUCUUUCACUAUCUUCUGCACUCUUUUUGCCUGACUGAAGCUUUGAGUCACAAUGCUCACCAAUAGCCUAAAUGAUUUUACAGGAAAAAGAGAGACUAAUAUUUGUUAUUAUUAUUGCUGUAUUUUUUCCCCCAAAUUUUUUAUAGGAUGAGUUCAAUACCCACUUAGAUGUUCAUCACCCACAUAAUUUCAUUAGUUUAUCCUACUUCUACCCGAUUCCGAAAUUUUCCCGUUUUGGUGCUUACGAGUUCAGUUAUUGCAUUAUGGUCCACAAUAUUGCCUUUAUUUUACUGGAACCCACCAACAUCCUUGAAAAAGAACUCAACCUGUAUCAAUUUGAAAUAAAAAAACAUUUGUUUAAAUCAUCAAA